GACAUCCAGUGGGCGGGCUUUCUCUGACAGGAGGAAGAAGGCUUGUGGCUGACUGACUGGCAGCUGGGAUCCGAGCUUUAAAAAGCCGGUUGUUCUUUGCUACCUCCUUGAGAAAUCCUAAGAUCUAUGGCUGCUAAAGGGAUGAAUCUGUGUAACGUGUGCUGCCUGCUUCUUUAUGCUACUACGGCGGUGCUUGCCGGGCGAGAUUUCUAUAAAAUCUUGGGGGUGAGCAAGAGUGCAUCAAUCAGGGACAUCAAGAAGGCCUACAGAAAGCUGGCUUUGCAGUUACACCCCGACAGAAACCAAGACGACCCGCAAGCCCAGGACAAGUUCGCAGACUUGGGGGCAGCCUAUGAGGUCCUCUCAGAUGAGGAGAAAAGGAAACAGUAUGACAUGUAUGGAGAGGACGGGCUCAAAGAGGGUCACCACAGCUCUCACAACGAUAUCUUCUCCAGCUUCUUUGGUGACUUUGGGUUCAUGUUUGGUGGCAACCGACAGCAGCAGGACAGGAAUAUUCCCAGAGGAAAUGACAUAAUACUGGACCUGGAGGUUACACUGGAAGAGGUUUACUCUGGGAACUUUGUGGAGGUUGUACGUAACAAGCCUGUAGCUAAAGAAGCUCCUGGUAAAAGGAAGUGUAAUUGCAGACAGGAAAUGAGGACGACCCAGCUUGGACCUGGACGUUUCCAGAUGACUCAGGAAAUGGUGUGCGAUGAGUGUCCCAAUGUGAAGCUGGUGAAUGAAGAGAGGACCUUAGAGGUAGAGAUUGAGCAAGGAGUGAGAGAUGAGAUGGAGUACCCUUUUAUUGGAGAAGGGGAACCUCACAUCGAUGGAGAGCCUGGAGACCUUCGAUUUCGCAUCAAAGUGUUGAAACAUCCUGUGUUUGAGCGCAGAGGAGAUGAUCUCUACACUAAUGUCACCAUCUCUCUGGUGGAGUCACUGGUUGGCUUUGAGAUGGAUAUUGUACAUUUGGAUGGACACAAGGUCCACAUAGUGAGGGAUAAGAUCACAAAGCCCGGUGCUCGAAUGUGGAAGAAAGGAGAGGGACUGCCCAACUUUGACAACGUCAACAUUCGAGGUUCCCUCAUCAUCACGUUCGAUGUAGACUUUCCUCAGACACAGCUCGACGACCAGCAGAAAGAAGGUAUUCGGAAUCUUCUGAAACAGGGAUCUGUACAGAAGGUUUACAACGGACUACAAGGAUACUAACGCACCGAGCGACAGCGCCUGAACUGAUUCACAUACCACCCAAACACACACACAGACACACUUGUUCAGUCAGCAGGAGCGUGAUCUGUAAUCCUAGCCAGGGUGUAUUUAUUAUUUUUCAGAUUUGUCUCAGGAUGGCUUGAAUCAAAUUUGUUUUUACUUUUUAAAUGUUCUACAUCUUAUCAGCAGUAGCACAACAGCAGAUGUUUUAUGUGAGGUGUAAAAAUGGACACGCUGAACCUUUUCAUUCCCUGCAUUACCCUGUAACAGUAGGUCUUUUUGUCCUUAUUUGUAUGUCAAGUUUACUUCUUUGUAUCUGAAAGCACCUACUCAUGUGUCAACCGCUGCUCCUUUGUGGAGAGGACACCGUUACAGCCCUCUGCGUCUGCUGAAGGAUGAGCUACUGACAAACUGGAUAUCUGAAGAAUGUUCAACCUGUGCAAGAGCAGAAGUUUCUCCAUUUCUGGUCUUUUUGUUUUAGAUGAGUUUUAUGAAUGUAACAGUAUCACUUGUUGAGUGAUGGAACUGUUGUUGCUCUGGCCUGACUCCUGUUCAAUAAUACUCUGUAAAUAGGAAAGAACAAAUCCAAACUUGUUUGUUGUGUUUGAGUUUUCCUAACUUAUGUUGGCACGUUUCUGUUUGACAUGAUGUGACUGGAGAACUGUCAGCAUUGCACAGCCCCACGUUCACUGUGACAGGAGUUGACCUCUUAAGUUAAACAGUGAAGGCAGUUUGCUCCAGCGUGUGUUUUCCACACCUCUGACACUCUAUAGCUCAAAGGGACUUCACUCUAUGAAGAACGGCGUCCCUGUUGACUAUAAUGGGCUUUUCUGAUUUACCUUGACUCUUAAGCGCGAUGCUGCCUCCCAAUUCUGAGUGUCGUGGCCUUAAAUGUAAAUUAUUUGGCAGUUUAUACAUUUCCUAGGGGAUAUUGUACUUUUGAUUGACAAUAUAAAUAAAGAUUUCUACAAAUUCUGUUGGCAUGUUGUACCCCAGAUUCACCAGUAGAUGAUGUCAGAGUCAAGUAAAUAACAAGCUUAGAAAGCCUAAAAGUUAAAGUUCUAAAGUUACAAGGAAGGAGGAAAAACUAAAAGGUUUUUGUUUUUUUUCCACACACAAGAAUUGGAUGUACUGAUGUGUAGAAAUGGUUGCAUCGUCGGGUGCUUUGGGAGAAUUUGGUGCUGACAUGAAUUUACAUAUGGGGGUAAGUUACAUUACAGGGCAAUGGGUUUGUAAAAAUAACCAGUUUGUAUUGUGGUCGUAAUUCUGAGAUCUUGGUGAGAUAAUUGCAUAAAUUUGGGAAAUCACAAUUGAUAAUAAAACAUGUUAAAA
Neolamprologus brichardi is the source of this 2541-nucleotide messenger RNA. RefSeq names its product DnaJ heat shock protein family (Hsp40) member B11 (gene dnajb11). Gene Ontology annotation, biological process: protein maturation; protein folding. Lineage: Eukaryota; Metazoa; Chordata; Actinopteri; Cichliformes; Cichlidae. The record is from RefSeq and is a predicted model, not a curated record. Gene Ontology annotation, cellular component: endoplasmic reticulum. Gene Ontology annotation, molecular function: misfolded protein binding.